AUAUAAUCGAAAAGUGACCGUUAUUGCAAUGCUUUGUUCAUUAACGUCAUAUUUCACCUUUUUUAGAUACCUGUCUGCGUGUAUGUGUGUAUGUGUGCGGUUGACGAAAACAACUAUAAAAAUUGCAAACAGAAAACAUAACCUCUAAAGGGCAUCGCAAAAAUGCCCAUAAACAAUACAUUCGUGUGCAUACGAAUAAUUGAUAAAAUUCAUUGCAAACAACUGAGUGAUAAAGUGAUUUUAUCAUAUGCGAUUCGAAAAUAAAUGAACAGAUAUGUUUAAAUAUCGAAUUUACCGUAAUGAAUAACGAUUUUUAUUAUUACAAUAAUCCCAAGCAAUGUGUGGCAAAAAUUUGCCAUGUUAUACAAAUGCGAACAGUUUUUUUUUUCGCAAUUAAAUAGCAACAUAAGUUUACGGUACUGAAAACGGACCCAAAACAUAUACGCACACAUUUAUAAACAAUUGAUCGUACGAUUUUUAGGCGAUUGCCAAACACACAACUCAACACAGGAUUUGCUUAAUAUGCAUGAAGUACACUCAUACAUAUGCCAGUGUUCCGUAUACGUAUUCGACCGUAAAACGUCUUAACGCAUCGUUAGCAGAGUCAAGCACAGAGCCCAAGCAUGUAAUGAAAUUAGUUUAUGGUUGGCAGUUGUCGUACAUGGUGUAUGCUGUUAUUUUACAGAGAAUUUGAGAAAAAGAAGUAAACAAACGAAUUUAUUAUUGAAAUUGACAUAAAAACGUUAAACUAGUGAGAAGAUAAAAUAAGUGAACCUUUCUUUGGGCCUGUAUUGUAUAACAAACUGUGUAAAUUGAAUUAGAAAGCGACUGGAAAAUUGCAUUGUGCUAAAGGAGAAAGGAUGAAUUUGUCGUUUGCUGGCUGUGGUUUCCUCGGUAUUUACCAUGUUGGAGUUGCUGUAUGUUUCAAAAAGUAUGCGCCACACUUGCUGCUAGAUAAAAUAAGUGGAGCUUCAGUUGGAUGUUUGGCAGCUACCUGUUUACUCUGUGAUAUGCCAUUAGGUGAAAUGACAUUAGACUUUUUCCGUGUUGUCAAUGAAGUUCGAUCACAUUCACUUGGUCCAUUCAGUCCGUAUUUUAAUAUUCAAACGUGUUUGUUGGAAGGAAUGCACAAAAAUUUGCCCGUUGAUGCUCAUGAACGUGUCAAUGGGCGUUUGCGUUUGUCAUUGACACGAUGCUCCGAUGCCAAGAAUAUAAUUGUGUCUCAGUUUGACAGUCGCGAAGAGUUGUUGCAAGCUUUGCUGUGUACUUGUUUCAUUCCGGGAUUUUCCGGCAUUCUACCGCCAAAAUUUCGUGGUGUUCGCUAUAUCGAUGGGGCGUUCUCUGAUAAUUUACCAAUCCUAGACGAAAAUACAGUCACUGUCAGUCCAUUCUGCGGUGAAAGUGAUAUUUGUCCGCGCGAUCAAAGUGCGCAACUGUUCCAUAUGAAUUGGGCCAAUACAAGCAUCGAGUUGUCACGACAGAACAUGAAUCGAUUCGUUCGCAUUAUGUUCCCUCCAAAGCCGGAGAUAUUAAGCAAUAUGUGCCAACAAGGUUUUGAUGACGCCCUUCAAUUUCUACAUCGAAAUAAUUUAAUUAGCUGCACUCGCUGUGUGGUUGUUCAAUCGACAUUCGUCGUACAAGAGCCUGCGUUAUCCGAAGAUGUAUUCGAUCCAGAAUGUACAGAUUGCCAGCAACAUCGUGAGGCUGCGUUGAUUGGAAAUAUGCCAGAAACUGUUCUAUCUGUCUUCCAAACGUGCAUUGAAUCAGCGAAUAAAGGUCUGACAAAUUGGAUGUUUGGACAUAAAGGUACAAAGAUUUUAAGGGCGCUUUCGUUACCCGCUACUCUUCCGGCCAAUUUGGUUUUCUCAACUGUAUCAAAAUUAGUGUCAGCUGCCCCAUGUGUAAGUGAACAAUUGUGGUCAUUGGGCAAAUAUGUAUUGAGUCAAGGUCCUCCAAAGAUGUCGGAUGAAUUGUCUAAUAAACAAGCAAAUGUUCUGUCACAUCAGUCGUCAAAAAUCGAUGUUUUCCAUAACAAUGAUGGAACACCAACUGUGACUACAAAAGAUCCGACUGACAACAACAGCAGCAGCAGUGAAUUCAAUCCGGCGUAUUCGUUUAAACUCAAACCGAAUCCAACACAAUGCGAGGUAGACACAUUUGACCAUAUACUGCAGGUCAUAUCAUACCACGAUGCUAUUUAUUCAUACUACUACACGGACGAUAAUAACGAGGUGAAAUUCACAAAAAUCGUUGAUUUAUCCGACGUCAGCAAUAACACAAAUGGGCAAGUGCAUAAAAAUGUGAAAUGUCAUCAAAUCCACGCACAUGCGACCGAUAAUGCAAACAACAACAAUACAAGCAAUUUCAAUAACAACCAGAAAGUGGAGCAUCAAUAUACCACAGGCGAAGAUAGUCCCACGAUCAGCGAAGACGAUUUAGAUAAUUUAAUCAACCAAACGAUUAAAGAAUGGCAGCUACACCAAAAAACUAAUGCCGGAACUGAAAAAGGGACCAUCAACAUUGGUCUUACUCAAUCGGCUUCACAUGUAUCGUAAUACGUAACCAAAGUACUUCUAUCUAUAUAUACAAGAUUGUCCAAAUCACUGUGCUUAUUCUCAACAGCUUAUUUUUUUUACAUAUGAAUAGUUUUAAGUGUUUUAUUGAGAGACUCAAAGUGACAUAUUAUUAAAUGACUGAUUUAGGUCUAUAUAAAAAUAAAAUCCCCGAUUUAAGAAAAUUAAAA
Molecule: messenger RNA, 2743 nt
Organism: Sitodiplosis mosellana (orange wheat blossom midge)
Lineage: Eukaryota; Metazoa; Arthropoda; Insecta; Diptera; Cecidomyiidae
Product: 1-acylglycerol-3-phosphate O-acyltransferase Pnpla3-like
Exons: 9
Coding region: 861-2555 (564 amino acids)
Biological process (GO): lipid homeostasis; triglyceride catabolic process
Cellular component (GO): lipid droplet; membrane; cytoplasm
Molecular function (GO): triacylglycerol lipase activity
Source: RefSeq, a predicted model, not a curated record